AUAAGACUUCACAUCAGUAGAACAGUCCAAUGGAUUUCAUUGGGAACAACAGAGGCUUGCUCGAACGACAACAUAUUUAGGACACUAAAUACUGUUAACACUGUUUGUCCAGCAACCGUCCCUCCUUUUUUGGCUCAAACUCAACCGGAGGCACUGGAUCGGCUUCGGAGGACCAGAAAGAGGAGUUUGAGGAACAGUAGGAGACUGAAGCGGAGGAUCUGGGUGGCCAUGAGAACCACCAGGCGGGCCAGCACCAUGGAGGUGCCCUCGUUCCUGCGGCAGCUGGUGAAGGAAACCGAGAAGAUGGUGACCUUCUUCUUCAAGGGUGGCAGACGCGAGCCGGGAGCUGAUGAUGAGUACUUUGAAAACGAAGAGGAUGUGGGCAGACCCUACUUAGAAAGGCCCGUUUUGGAGAAAGAUACGGCAGAAGGCGGGUCGAAAUGGGGCGUUAACUACGGCAUGGCCAGUAUGCAGGGCUGGCGAGCCCAGAUGGAGGAUUCCCACACCUGCAUGCCAGAGAUGACCGAUGCCUUGCCAAACUGGAACUAUUUUGCCGUGUACGAUGGACAUGCGGGGAGAACGGUGGCUCAGUACUGCUCCAGACACCUGCUGGAUUUCAUUCUCGACACAGGCUGUGUGACUGUGGAUGAGGAUGUAGACCAGGUCAAAGACGGCAUCAGAGAUGGCUUCCUCAACAUAGACCGCCACAUGCACACUCUGGCCCACAACGAAACCUGGGACCACAGCGGGUUGACAGCAACCGCUGUCAUGAUGUCUCCACGAAACAUCUACUUCAUCAACUGCGGCGAUUCACGGACCUUCCUUUGCCGCGACGGCCAGAUGGUCUUCUACACGGAGGACCACAAACCUAUCAACCCACGUGAGAAAGAACGCAUCCAGAACGCUGGCGGCUCCGUCACUCUGCAGCGCAUCAAUGGCUCGCUGGCCGUGUCCCGCGCCCUUGGCGACUUCGACUUUAAGGAGGUGGAAUGGAGGACUCAGACCGAACAGCUGGUGUCUCCUGAACCAGAGGUGUACGAGCUGGAGCGAAGCCCAGAAGAUGAGUUCCUGGUGGUGGCGUGUGAUGGCGUCUGGGACGCCAUCGGGAAUGAGGAGCUGUGUGAGUUUGUGCGCAACCGUCUGCAGGUCUGUGAUGAUCUGAGGGAGAUCUGCUCACAGGUCAUUGACCUCUGCCUCUAUAAGGGAAGUUUAGACAACAUCAGCAUUAUCAUUAUCUGCUUCGACGGCGCCCCCAAGGUGACCCCAGAGGCACUGCAACAGGAGGCAGAGUUAGAGCACGUCAUUGAGCAAAAAGUGGCAGAGAUCAUUAACGUGAUCAGAUCUAGAGACCAGGAACCUGACCUGCUCUAUGUGAUGAAAUUCCUGGCAUCUGAAGAUAUUCCCGGCCUCCCACCAAGUGGAGGAAUCUCAUGCAAGAAAGAUUGCAUAAUUGGCGCAUAUCAGAAAUAUGCAGCAGCCUUUAGAUCUCUUGAGCCGAUGGAUAUUGGCGGCUCUGAUGACUCCACCUAGUGGCCAUUAUGUUGGAGAUGGAAUCAAGCCUUGAAUCUCUGUAGACGUAAUAAUCAAUGUGAGGAGGACAUUUGUGCCACCUGCUUUACAGAGGUCAAAUUGUUUAGCCAAACUAUUUCUUUUUUAAAUCAAUGUUGUGUAUUGUAAACAUACAAACAGAAAUAGGAGGAAGAGGAUGAUUUAUCAUAUGCUUUCAUGAAGGUAAGGCAUUUAACACUGACGCUAUGUAAAGCGUUUUAUGGAAGACAGAAAGUUUUUACUUUACUUAAAGGUGAAGUGUGGAACUGAUGUGUCACCAAAUGGAAUUGUAAGUGUUUUUGAUUAAGGAUUUCAAGGACACAUGAAAAUUUCUCAUUUACAAUAAACACUCCAUUUAAAAAAAUGUGCCACAGAGCUGAAGUUUUUAGCAAAAAUUAAAUUAAAUUAAUACUUGAUUAUCUAUCCACUUGCAUGGGAUAAAAGAAAGCAAGCCCACUGAAUUACACCAAAUUGCACAAAUCACCUUUAAAUAAAUGUGCAUUGUUAGCUUUUUAAGUAACACUUUUCUAAAUGUAUUUAAAUAAAUAAUUUUAUGUAAUAUUACAGUUAUAGGUUGUUUCAUGACUGACUUCACGAAUGACCCAAGAUUUACUUAUUUAAGACUCAAUCAAUGUAUAAUUUGUAUAAGUGUAUUAUAAAUGUUUCUUUUAUUUGAUUAUAGAUGUUAAGCUCUCUUUACCUACAGAGAGUUUAGAUUUAUAUAACCAAACUUGCACAAUAUAUUAAAAUUAACAUCUGUAA
Sinocyclocheilus anshuiensis is the source of this 2310-nucleotide messenger RNA. RefSeq names its product protein phosphatase, Mg2+/Mn2+ dependent, 1Na (putative) (gene ppm1na). The coding region runs from base 229 to 1530 and encodes 433 amino acids. Gene Ontology annotation, molecular function: protein serine/threonine phosphatase activity; manganese ion binding; magnesium ion binding. The transcript has 6 exons. NCBI's taxonomy places the organism in Eukaryota, Metazoa, Chordata, Actinopteri, Cypriniformes, Cyprinidae. Gene Ontology annotation, biological process: protein dephosphorylation. The record is from RefSeq and is a predicted model, not a curated record.